UGUGAACGUUGUGAACGCGAUUUUAACCUAUUUCGUUUAAAUAUCCGUUUUUUGUGAUUCUUUCAUCUCUAGAGUUUCUACAUCUUUGGCAUUAUAAAGAAUUUAUUUUUAAUAAAGAAAAAAAAAGGAGGAAAAAGGAAGAAUUUCUUGAAUUUAUUAACGGUAUGCUGUAAAAUCCAUCAUUUUUUCUAAAUUGUGGAGAUGACUGGGGCAAUCAAAUCCAGAGCAUGUACGAUUGAAAAAAUCAAUAUAGGCAAUUCCUCUGAAUCCGGGUUAUUAAUAUUUCUUUCUACAAAUAAUAUAGAAAAUUCAGGAGAUACUGAGUCGGUAAUUUUAAAUAAAACUUCAAAUUUUUCUUGUCGUUUUACUUUUGAACAUAAUGCGUAUGAUGUUAUAACUGGAAAGAUAUGUUUCAGUAAUUUAGCACUGAAUAAACAAUGUGAAGUAAAAACCCACUUAGUGUAUUUACCAACAUCUGAAUCUAGAUUGGUGGUUAUUAAUGAAACAAACGUUACUUGUUCUGACGUUUAUGAGAAAUUUUUCUCCAUGAGUCCAAAGUCUGUAGACGAAGAUGCUAUUUUUUGUAACAAGAUAUUAAUCUAUUGCGUAAUAAUAGAGAAGGAUAUUCCUCUUUUGAAAAUAGAUAUUCCUAAAGAUGAAAAAUCUGCAUAUUUUCUCUCUCUCUACGAAGAAAAACUAUUCACUGAUUUUAAAAUAAUUUGUGAAGCUCAGGAAUUCUGCGUUCAUAAAAUAAUUCUGGGUCAUUCUCCCGUUUUCAAAGCCAUGCUUCAAUGUCCAAUGAAGGAAUCUACAGAAAAUGUACUAACAAUCAGUGAUUUUAAACCGACAAUUGUUGAAAUAAUGAUUCGUUACCUAUACUCGGGCGGAAUAAAAGCAGAAUUAUGCGAAGAUGAAUUGCAACAGCUUCUAUUAAUUGCAAAUAAGUACAAUUUAGAAGAAUUGAAAACAACUGCGAUAAACGAAAUUUUGAAAACGAUUAAAACUUUUACUAAAGCUUUAGACUUCUUUCUAUUUGCGGAAUCUAAUAAUCUCGAUUCGAGGGACUUAAUAGUUAAGUUUAUGAAGGAUAACAAGCGAAUUUGGUUCGAAGAAUGAUACUCUGUUGAUUAUGUAACACGUAUAUCUACGAGAGUUUAAAAGACUAUUUCUAAAAAUUAGUUUAUCAUUCAUAUGUAAAAAAAACU
Messenger RNA from Leptopilina heterotoma, 1205 nucleotides. RefSeq lists its product as uncharacterized. Gene Ontology annotation, cellular component: cytoplasm. The transcript has 2 exons. Gene Ontology annotation, molecular function: ubiquitin protein ligase binding. NCBI's taxonomy places the organism in Eukaryota, Metazoa, Arthropoda, Insecta, Hymenoptera, Figitidae. Gene Ontology annotation, biological process: proteasome-mediated ubiquitin-dependent protein catabolic process; regulation of proteolysis. The record is from RefSeq and is a predicted model, not a curated record. Bases 202 to 1116 code for a protein of 304 amino acids.